Thrips palmi is the source of this 2833-nucleotide messenger RNA. RefSeq lists its product as uncharacterized. Gene Ontology annotation, cellular component: phosphatidylinositol 3-kinase complex. The transcript has 2 exons. The record is from RefSeq and is a predicted model, not a curated record. Gene Ontology annotation, molecular function: 1-phosphatidylinositol-3-kinase regulator activity. Bases 263 to 1765 code for a protein of 500 amino acids. NCBI's taxonomy places the organism in Eukaryota, Metazoa, Arthropoda, Insecta, Thysanoptera, Thripidae. Gene Ontology annotation, biological process: phosphatidylinositol phosphate biosynthetic process; intracellular signal transduction.
GCUCUCGCGCCUCGCCUGGCUUCUCGCUGCUCGCUUGCGCGCGCGCGCUCCCGCAGUGCGCAGAGCGCUGCCACGACGGAAGGACGUGUUCACGUCGCUCCGCGCCCGACUCGCCGUGUCCCCGUAGUAGUGCGCGACGCUGUGAACACCAACUGGAUUACUUUCGCCACUGCCCAUUGGAUUACGUACCUCACCUCUUGUUCACCACCCCGAGGAUGCACCGCCGCGGAGCGCAUCUGCCGCAGCAAGCUGGACUACUUUCAUGACCAAGGUGGUUCUUCGGGAUGGCGCCAUGGUGCUGACCGCCGUGUGUCCCAAAUGCCGACACGAGUUCCCGACGCAGCCUCCGCCGACGUCGCCGACGUCCACGCCGUGCCCCUGCGACGUCGGGCCCACGGCCGCCCCCAUACAGGGCGGCGGCGCUGCCCCUGCCGCUUGGGUACCGGGCCAGCACAGCCCCGUGCCGCCACCGGCGCACUCGCCCAGCUCCGCCAUGCUGAGCCUCUCCAUCACGGCGUCGAGCGCCGCCUCCCUCAACGGCGGCCAUGUGGUGGUCAACACGACGCCGUCGGCGGCGCCGUCCAGCAUCAGCGUGACGGCCACGCUGCCGGCCGGCUUGCCCAUGUGGCCAUGGCAGUCGGGGCAGCCGGGGUCCACGCCAACCUGGGCGAUGAUGCCCACCCCCGCGCCGCCUCCCACCACCACCUGGCCGACGCCAGGGCUGGCCAUGCCGGCCAUGUCCCUGCCGGCGUGGGCGGCGCCCCCGCAGCCACUGCCCGCGUGGGCCAUGCCGGCCAUGCCCGCCGCGCCACUCACUCUGGGGCUGGAGCUGUUCCCUCGCCCGCAGCCCCAGCCCGCCUGCGCGCUCAAGGGCGUGCAGUACCGGCUGACGGGCGGGGGCAUCCUGCACGAGCGCGGCCAUGGAGGCCCUCACCCCCACGACGCCCCCGUGCUGCUGCAGCCCCAGCAGCACCCCCGCGGCAAGCCCGGCGCGCCGCACGCCUGCGGGCCCUGCGGCUCGUUCGCCCCGGAGCAGUCGCCGUCAACGCCGCUGUCCUUCGUGCUGCCCGGCGGCGCGCUGGCCCCCGAGGCCGUGGCCGCGGACAGUGCGGGCACCCCCGAGGCCGACCUGCGACUGCUGCAGGCCACGACGCAGGCGCUCAAGGCGUCGGGCUGGUACUACGAGGGCUUCUCCUGGCAGGAGUCCGCGGCCACGCUGCGCAGUGCCGCACCGGGCACGUUCCUGGUGCGGGACUCCAGCGAUCCGCGAUUCCUCUUCUCGCUGAGCGUCCAGACGGACCGCGGCCCCACCAGCGUGCGCCUGCUCUACAUCGCGGGCGGCUUCCGGCUGGACGCGGAGCCCCACUUGGCGCCCACCAUGCCGCUCUUCCCGUGCGUGCUGCAGCUCAUCGAGCACUACGCCGAGAACAGGGGCAAGCGCGCCUGCCCGCCCUGCCAGCCCUGCCAGCCGCCGGCCAGCCAGGCCAGCGCGCUCGACGGACACCAGAGCCGCGCGGGCAACCGCGUGCAGGUGUGGGUGGAUGCGUGCGGGCAAGUGUACUCCCACAUCUUGCUGACGGCGCCGCGGCGCCACACUGUCCCCGGGCUGCAGCACCUGGCGCGGCUGGCCGUGCACAGACAGCUCAAGACGGCGGCCUCCUCGGCCUGCCCCGAGACGCCCAAGGCGCGCAGCGAGCGCAUCAAGGAGCUGGAGCUGCCCACGACGCUGUGCCGCUACCUGGAAGAAUACCCCUACACCCUGUAACGCCUGCAACGCCUGUGACCCUCGCCCCAGUGAGCCGGCUGCCGGCAGUUCCUAUGGAGGCAGUGUGCGCCGGGUGAAGGUUGGCUUCGCCCCGCGGGAACAUUUGAAUUCCGCCAACGUCCUGGAUUCGUGGACGUGCCACGUGUUGACUACCAGUCUCGUUUUGCCAGUCACGAAACACUUGCUCCACCAUGAAAUGGGGUCGUGUCUCCUGUGACAAAUUACGUUUUAGUGACAGAUAUAUUUUUCUUGUGAAAAUGUAACCUUUGUCAUGUGAAAUUUGAUCUCUUGGUGAUUUAAGUGUGUUCUGUUAGAAUGGCAGGUUUAAGUGCUUCCUAUAGUGAUUGUCUUCCCUUCCCUGUGCAUUUGUUUCUUUUGUUUUUUAAUUGUUAACAGUUUUAAUCAUAGUUCUGUUCACAUAUCCCUGGUAGUCGUCAAGGGAAGUCCAAACCAAAUAAUAGGAUAGUGUAUGUCUGUAUAUGAAUGUUGUGGAUGUCCUUUUUAUUUGUUCUUAACAUUCUCCUCUUUUAAGUGUAACUGGUUGUUUUGUGAGCGUUUGUAUGCUUGUGUGUGCCGAAUGGGGAAUGUGUCUCCAGCUACCUCAAUAGCAUUGUUACCAAGGCGGCCACUACUGAGGCUGCUGCCCUGCCACGCACUAAAUGAAGCAGGGCGGCUAGAAAUUUUCCUCUAGUCGUCGCUGACUAUUUUGUGAUAUUAAUUUAUUAUUAUUACUGUAAUCAAGAAUCUAUAUUUUGUUUUGUACUGAUGUGUAUUGUAGUACUUUUUUAAACUAUGAAAAUGUUGCAAUUACUGUAUUGACAUUGCCUGCUCACUUUGAGCAGAUUAUGGUACAAAGUGUCCUUGUUAUGAUUUUCUAUUAUGAAAUUGUUAUCAAAGGAAGUUCCUCUAUGUCAAUUGUCAAAUCGAAAUUGUGGGCCUCCUUACACAAUUUGCACUGGAAUCCAUAUAGUAUUUUUGUACUCCAUUAUGGCUAUUUAUUUUUGAGUCAAAUCAAUCUUGCCACCUUCAUGAAGUACUAUUUAUUAAAGAGAUCAGAAGUACUAUUAA